AUGAACACCCCAACGACGAUGCGCUCACUUGUGGCGCCGCGAAAGGGUGGACCCGAGGUUUACGAGGUGCAGGAACUGCCGGUACCGAGCAUCACGCUGCCGACGCAUGUGCUCUUAAAGAUGCACGCGGCGGGGGUGAACACGGGAGAGCUGCAGGCUGUGAAUGGAAAGUUGGGGUUGUUUUACACGCCAAAAUAUCCAACGCAGCUCGGCCAAGAGGGCGCCGGCGUCGUCGUCGCCGUGGGACCCGAGGUCAAGGAUCUCAAAGUAGGCGACGAGGUGUUCGGGGCGUACAUUGACAAGCCCAUGUUCCGGCUGCCGCCACCGGGCUUCAUCUCCGAGUAUGCGGUGGCUGAGGAGCGCUUCCUGUUGCGCAAGCCGGCGCAUCUAUCUCCUGAGGAGGCUGCCGCCAUGACGGCCAUAGUGGUGACGUCGUACCAGACGUGGCGGCGAGGCCUGCAGCUCAUGGGCGCGGACAGCCUCGAGGGCAAGACGGUGUAUAUCCCGGCCGGGCUGAGCAGCACGGGGGCCAUGGCGGCACAGGUGGCCAGGAACGUCUUCGGCGCAUCCCGCAUCAUCACGACGGUGUCGACGCCCAAGUUGGCGCUGGUGGAGCAGUAUCUGCCGGGCAUCUACGACCAGGUCAUCGACUACAAGACGCAGCGGCCGCGGGACCAGGUGCCCCGGGGCAGCGUGGACAUCAUGUACAACACGCAGUGGGACAGCAUGGACGAGGGCAUCCCGAUGCUCAACCCGAAGACGGGGGUGCUCAUAUCCAUCACCAGCGCGCCGUCCAAGGCCACGGCGAGGAAGAUUAUCGGCGCAGACCGGUUCAGCUGGUGGAUCGGCGUGAUUCUGGACCUGGCGCAGCUGGUGUACUGGUGGAAGCUCUGGGGCACGAGCAUCAAGUACGAGAUGGUAUCUGGCAGCAUUGAGAUCCGGGAGGACCUGGAGAAGGCGGGAGAGAUUGUGGCGCUGGGAAAAGUGAAGCCGGUGUUGAGGGCUGUGGAACUGGGGGAUAUAGAGGCGGUGAAGAGAGGGUGUGAGGAGGUUGUUACUGGCAAGGGGGGGAUUGGGAAGCUGGUGGUGAAGAUAUGA
This is a messenger RNA of Trichoderma virens Gv29-8, 1098 nucleotides long. RefSeq lists its product as uncharacterized. The record is from RefSeq and is a predicted model, not a curated record. Gene Ontology annotation, molecular function: oxidoreductase activity, acting on the CH-CH group of donors, NAD or NADP as acceptor. Bases 1 to 1098 code for a protein of 365 amino acids. NCBI's taxonomy places the organism in Eukaryota, Fungi, Ascomycota, Sordariomycetes, Hypocreales, Hypocreaceae. The transcript has 2 exons.